This is a messenger RNA of Ostertagia ostertagi, 411 nucleotides long. NCBI's taxonomy places the organism in Eukaryota, Metazoa, Nematoda, Chromadorea, Rhabditida, Trichostrongylidae. The record is from the annotation of a GenBank genome assembly.
GAAGAACAGGCGGUGAGUCAUGAGACGAAUGCCGAGGAUCUGAAUGCAGUAGGAGAUCGUGGCGGUGGCGGUGGUGGACUUGGGAGCCUAGUGAAAGGAGCAUUUGACGGCUUUGGUGGAGGCAACCUGGGCGAUAUUGUUGGUUCCAUUAGCCAGAUUGCCGGAGGAGAAGGUUUAACCAAUAUUAUGUCAUCUGGAGGUAUGGAAUCAAUUGUGGAAAAAAUGCUUGGCGAGGCCGCCCAUCGUUUCUCGGGAUCAAUCCGGUAUGGCCUUUUCAAGAUAGAAACUGGAGCGAUUAUUGGCGCUAUAGCUGGAAACAUCAUUUUCAACAUGGGUGGUCGUGGCAACUCGUUGACAAGCAUUGGAAAAGUGAUUUUAGACAACAUUAUCAGUGGAAAGUAUAAACGAGAU